Messenger RNA from Exophiala spinifera, 945 nucleotides. RefSeq lists its product as uncharacterized. The transcript is spliced from 2 exons. The record is from RefSeq and is a predicted model, not a curated record. Gene Ontology annotation, molecular function: oxidoreductase activity. Lineage: Eukaryota; Fungi; Ascomycota; Eurotiomycetes; Chaetothyriales; Herpotrichiellaceae. Bases 1 to 945 code for a protein of 314 amino acids.
AUGACCGCAGUGCCAAAACGACGUCUGGCCGCGCUGUCGCAGCAGCUCGUCGAAGGUGUGCCGUCCGAAGGCACGUUCGAGAACAUCCCCCGCGUCCGCCAUGUGGCAGGGCCGUCGACGGGGGAGAGGGUGAAAGGAAAGGUCGUCAUUGUCACAGGCUGUAACUCACCCAUCGGGAUCGGUCGAGCGUCGGCCCACCAAUACGCCGCCAACGGCGCCCGUGCCGUCUACAUAUGCGACUACGCGACCGACCAUCUGGAAACGCACAAGCGCGAGAUGGCACAGCUGUACCCGGAGUGCGCGGUGCACGCGGUCAAGAUGGACGUGGGGGACGAGGAACAGGUCAAGUCGGUAGUGGACCAAGCCGUUCAGAGCUACGGACGACUAGAUGUAAUGUUUGCCAAUGCCGGCGUGAGCGGCGUCCCGAACACGUACGAGCACGUCAGCGCCGACGCCUUCAUGAACACACUGCGCGUCAACACUCUCGGCGUCUUCCUGUGCGCAAAGUACGCGGCGCUUGCCAUGCAGAAAACCGGCGAAGACAAAAAGUAUCCCGGCGGGAGUAUCAUUGGCACGGCGAGCGUCGCUGGCUUGAGGUCCAACGCCGGCGGCACAGACUACUCGGCCAGCAAGGCAGCCGUGGUGUCGAUUGCCCAGACAAUGUCCUAUCAACUGGCUGGCACCGGCGUGCGGGUCAAUGCCUUGUGUCCCGGUGUGAUUGAGACGGGAAUGACAAAGCCCAUGUAUGAUCAGGCGAGGAGCAGGGGCACCGAAAGGAAGAUCGGACAGCUGAAUCCAUUGCAGCGUGGUGCCGUGGCAGACGAGGUGGCACGCGUCGCUCUGUUCCUGGGAAGUGAUGAGGCUAGUUAUGUCAACGGGCAGGCUUGGGCCGUCUGUGGUGGUCUCAGUGCAGGACACCCCUUUGUGCCGGGAAAGUUGGCAUAG